Stegodyphus dumicola is the source of this 2138-nucleotide messenger RNA. Its product is annotated as glycine receptor subunit alpha-2-like. Gene Ontology annotation, biological process: monoatomic ion transmembrane transport. The record is from RefSeq and is a predicted model, not a curated record. Gene Ontology annotation, cellular component: membrane. Lineage: Eukaryota; Metazoa; Arthropoda; Arachnida; Araneae; Eresidae. Gene Ontology annotation, molecular function: transmembrane signaling receptor activity; extracellular ligand-gated monoatomic ion channel activity.
CCACAGCAUGGUGACUGAAACAGAUCAGUUGGUACCUUGUCUGUUGGGUGGACGGUUGGCAUGUCAAUAACAGUAGUUACUGUUCUCUUUAUAUUUCGAAGCGAAAGAGCUAAACACAAAUAUUGAAUGUGUAUCGUUUAGAGUUUUUUUGCGUUAUGUAUUGUAUUAACUUAUUUUUUCUGUUCACUCUUUGCUGGCGUGUGGUCUCGGUUGCUUCAGAUGGCAGUGUCACAAAAGCAAAUGAAUCGACAUCUGAUGCAUUCCAGAAUUCGUCAGUAUCCAGUCCUGAAAGUGAGAAUCAUUCCACAACAUCACCUCCAGAUAUAUUUCAUUUCGAAAACGGGCCUCUCAUUUUUUUAGACAAAAUGCUUCGCAAAUAUGACAGAAGGGCUUGGCCUUCCUAUGGAACACAUAAACCGACAGUAGUUUCAGUCAAUAUGUAUGUCAAUAGCUUAGGUUCAAUAAAUGCUGCAAAUAUGAAAAAGAAUAUGAAACAAGGUAUAACUGGAUGUUCGAAUCAAGAUAUUGAAGAAUGUAUGAACGAGGAAAUAGAAGAAUUUUCAGGUCGAGAUUUAGAGGAAUUCGGUAUGGACAUUUACUUGAGGCAAUCAUGGUACGAUCCAAGAUUGGGAUUAUCACGAUAUGGAAUAAAUCAUGUCGUUACUUUGAAUGGUCAAGGCGUUAUAGAAAAUAUAUGGCAACCAGACUUAUUUUUCAGAAAUCUGAAAGCAGCAAAAUUUCACACGGUAACUGUUCCUAACAAACUGGUAAGACUGUCACCAAAUGGAACAGUACUCUAUAGCAUGAGGUUGACACUUCGUUUAUCAUGUCACAUGACAUUCCGUCAGUAUCCACUGGAUGCGCAAAGAUGUUGGGUAGUACUUGGCUCUUAUGCUCAAACUACAGAUCAAGUACUAUUUAAGUGGAAAGAUGAGAAUCCAAUUACUAUAGAAAACGAUAUUGAGCUACCUGAAUUUGACAUGAUACCACAGCCUCCUGGAGCUUUUAAAAGAGAAAUAGAUACGGGUUCUUUCAGUUUCCUAAAUGUAAGCUUUGUUUUUGUUCGGCAAAAUGGAUACCAUUUAGUUCAAACGUACCUUCCAACAUUUUUGAUUGUCACGAUUUCUUGGGUAUCAUUCUGGCUGCAUGUAGAUGCAACUCCUGCAAGGGUAACUCUGGGAGUGACAACUUUGCUAACUUUAACUACUGUUGCCUCAGGAGUUCGGACUCAGCUACCUCCAGUGUCUUACGUGAAAGCAAUUGAUGUCUGGAUUGGAGCUUGCUCUGUUAUGGUUUUUGGAGCUUUACUAGAAUUCACGUUGGUUAACUACUUAUCCAGAUGGAAAAGCAAACGCAAUGAAACAAAGAAUGGACUCAAAAGCAUUGGAAAAAAUAAGCAAGUUUUGGAGCUUUAUAAAAGCGAUGAAGAAAAACAUCAAGUGCAGCUUGAAGAUAAUAAAGAAAGUGCUGCAGAAAUGGAAAAGAAAGCAUGCGUAAAACGAGCCUUAACUGUUGAUCGCACAUCUAGAGUACUGUUUCCAUUAAUAUUCUUCAUCUUCAAUGUGGCAUACUGGGUUUACUACCUCCACCUUUCCAGACCAAUAUUUAUUUAACCUUGUGUACCAUAUUCCUUCUGUUUUCUUCAGAAUUUUAGAAAAAAAAAAUGUUUGAACACAUUUUAGAUAUUUAUAGAUUUUUACUCAAAAGAAAAUAAGGAUUUUUUCCGUUACAAAGCAACAUACGUUACAUUACAACAUACAUACAAUAUACAUUACAGAAAGUUACAUGCGCCUAUUUGUUAAAGCCCCAAAAGGCAUACUUUAGUCACAGUCUCCUUCCGACUGAGGUAAGUUGUUUAAAAACAUAAAAACUAUUAAUUAUUUGAAUAAACAAACGACGAAAUAGAAUGAUACACUUUAAAAAAAUAUUGACUUUAUUUCUUUUGAAAAUAAGAAUAGCGUAUUAAAGAAUAAUCAUUUAAUUCUACAGUGGCCAAUAAGCAACGUUAGCGCAUUUAUCUUUGAAUAGGAAAUUGUUUAGCACGAUUAUCCUGUAACUGCAAAGUUCCAAAAGUAAUUAAUAUAUCAAAACUGUUUGUGCACAAGUUUCUCGUCUUUGUAUAAAUAUUUGUUUUUUUA